CAUUAUAAGAAGCGUCGUUCUCCGCUCUCCGUGAAGUGAAGGCGAGGAGAUGAUCCAAUUGCUGUUCACGCUGCUGCUGGCGGAGGUGCUCGCCGUGGCGGCGCUGCUCUUCCGCACCCCUCUGCGCAGGCUCCUCCUCCUCGGCCUCGACCGCCUCAAGCGCGGUCGCGGCCCCCUCGUGGUCAGGACCGUCGCCGCCACUGCCCUCGUGCUUCUCGGCUCCAGCCUCAACAGCAUGGCCAAGAUCCGCGCCCGGUCCUCAGCAGAGGAAGGCAGCUUCCUCACCCCGACCGAUCAAGUUCUCCUCAGCCGACACCUCCUGGAGGCCUCCCUCAUCGGAUAUUCUCUGUUUCUUUCUCUAAUCAUCGACCGGCUUCACCAUUAUGGAAGAGAGCUGCACAGACUAAGAAAGAACAUGGAGGGUGUAAUGAAGCAAAAUAGAGUAUUAGAAGAGGCAAAAAGCAAGCACUUGGAUGAGAUAAAUGGACGCAAAGACGAGAUCAAAAGCCUCACCGAACAGAUAAAGCAAAUGAAACUGGCUUCGGAAGAAAAACUGAAGCAGUCGAAGACUGCCGAGGCGAAUGCAGUGGCAUUGAGUAAACAAUCUGAAGGGUUACUACUUGAGUAUGACCGCGUAUUGGAGGAGAACCAAGGCCUUCGGGAACAAUUGCAAAGACUCGAUCGACAUUUCUCACAUUCUGAUAGCAAGAAGAAUUUGUGAGAAUGGUCAUGUGUGUGUGAAAUUGAUGACAAGUUUCUCUUCUACAAUUUUAUUUCAGUCAUCGCCUGUGUUGAGUUUUGUAUCCGUAAAAUCGUGGCAAGUCAAUGUGCUAAUACUCUCCCAACUUGAGUGAUCGAUCGAGUGAUCAGUUUUCUUUUUUCUUUUAAUUUUUUAUAUCGAGUGAUCAGUUAUAAGCUUGUACCUAUGUUGUAGUCUCUUAGAAGUUUGUCAUUGUUCUAUACUUGUUCCUUGUGAUCCCAUGUUUUCAAUUUCUUUGGAGAAAUUAAUUUAAAUAAUAAUGAAUGAAAAUA
Molecule: messenger RNA, 1032 nt
Organism: Zingiber officinale
Lineage: Eukaryota; Viridiplantae; Streptophyta; Magnoliopsida; Zingiberales; Zingiberaceae
Product: B-cell receptor-associated protein 31-like
Exons: 2
Coding region: 50-721 (223 amino acids)
Biological process (GO): intracellular protein transport; endoplasmic reticulum to Golgi vesicle-mediated transport
Cellular component (GO): endoplasmic reticulum membrane; endoplasmic reticulum
Source: RefSeq, a predicted model, not a curated record